Messenger RNA from Cyprinodon tularosa, 2041 nucleotides. It is a transcript of the gene ppwd1, whose product is annotated as peptidylprolyl isomerase domain and WD repeat containing 1. Gene Ontology annotation, biological process: protein peptidyl-prolyl isomerization. The record is from RefSeq and is a predicted model, not a curated record. The transcript is spliced from 11 exons. Gene Ontology annotation, molecular function: protein binding; peptidyl-prolyl cis-trans isomerase activity. Lineage: Eukaryota; Metazoa; Chordata; Actinopteri; Cyprinodontiformes; Cyprinodontidae. Bases 86 to 1978 code for a protein of 630 amino acids.
UAAGGUUUUAAGUUAAACAGACGAAAAACACAUAACAAACGGAAGUGUCGCUACCAAAGACGGACCAGACGGAAGCCUUGCAGCUAUGGCGGCCGCUGAGAACAGCGCGGAGCUGAAGAGAAAAGCCGAAGAUGAACAGGAACAGAAGUUAAAUACGGAUGGAGAUGGAGAAGAUGCGGACUGGGUGGGACCCAUGCCGAGCGAAGCCACGAAGGCGAAGAAAAGAAAAGUGCUCGAAUUUGAGCGUGUCUACCUGGAUAAUUUGCCUUCAGCUGCCAUGUAUGAGAGGAGCUACAUGCACAGAGACGUCAUCACACACUUGGUCUGCUCAAAGACUGACUUCAUCAUCACCGCCAGCCAGGACGGCCACGUGAAAUUCUGGAAGAAGAAGGAGGACGAGGGAAUCGAGUUUGUGAAACACUUUCGAAGUCAUCUGGCUGUAAUAGAGAGCAUCGCGGUGAGCGCUGAGGGAGCUCUUUUCUGCUCUGUGGGCGACGAUCAGGCCAUGAAGGUCUUUGAUGUGGUCAACUUUGACAUGAUCAACAUGCUGAAGCUGGGGUUUCAUCCAGGCCAGUGUGAGUGGAUCUACAAUCCCGGGGAUGCCAUCUGCACCGUGGCCUGCUCCGAAAAACCCACAGGAAAGAUAUUUGUGUACAAUGGAAGAGGAAGCAACCAGCCCCUUCACCUCUUUGACAAGCUCCACUCCUCUCCCCUCACCCAAAUCCGCCUCAAUGCAAGAUUCCGAGUCAUCGUGUCGGCGGACAAAGCGGGAAUGUUGGAAUACUGGACGGGCCUCCCGAACGAAUUCAAGUUCCCCAAACAUGUGGACUGGGAGUACAAAACGGACACAGACUUGUAUGAAUUUGCGAAGCAUAAAACCUACCCCAUCAGCCUGGCCUUCUCCCCCGAUGGGAAGAAGAUGGCGACCAUAGCGUCUGACAGGAAAGUGAGGAUCUUCCGCUUCCUGACGGGGAAGCUGAUGAGAGUGUUUGACGAGUCUCUGACGAUGUUCACAGAGCUGCAGCAGAUGAGGCAGCAGCUGCCCGACAUGGAGUUCGGCAGGCGGAUGGCCGUGGAGCGGGAACUGGAGAAGGUGGACGGCGUCCGGCUGACCAACAUCAUCUUUGACGAGACGGGUCACUUCGUCCUGUACGGGACCAUGCUGGGCAUUAAGGUCAUUAACGUGGAAACCAACAGAUGUGUGCGAAUCCUCGGGAAGCAGGAGAACAUCCGCGUGGUCCAGCUGUGUCUGUUCCAGGGCGUCGCAAAGGCCAUGGAGGUGGCCCCCACGAUAGAGAUGAAAGCCUCCGACAACCCCGCCCUACAGAGCAGAGAGCCCGACCCCACCAUCUUCUGCACCGCCUUUAAGAAGAACCGCUUCUACAUGUUUACAAAAAGAGAACCGGAAGACACAAAGAGCGCCGACUCGGACAGAGACAUCUUUAACGAGAAGCCCUCCAAGGAGGAAGUUAUGGCCGCCACUCAGGCCGAGGGGCCCAAGAGGGUGUCGGACAGCGCCAUCAUCCACACCACCAUGGGAGACAUCCAUCUCAAGCUGUUCCCUGUGGAGUGUCCCAAAACAGUGGAGAACUUCUGCGUUCACAGCAGGAACGGAUAUUACAACAAUCACAUUUUCCAUAGAGUUAUCAAGAGCUUCAUGAUCCAGACCGGAGACCCCACCGGCACGGGCAUGGGAGGAGAGAGCAUCUGGGGAGGCGAGUUUGAAGAUGAGUUCCACUCCACCCUGAGGCACGAUCGCCCGUAUACGCUCAGCAUGGCCAACGCUGGUGCCGGCACCAACGGAUCCCAGUUUUUCAUCACCGUUGUACCAACACCUUGGCUCGAUAACAAGCACACGGUGUUUGGAAGGUGCAUCAAGGGCAUGGAGGUGGUCCAGAGGAUCUCCAACGCUAAAGUCAACCCCAAGACCGACAAACCGUACGAGGACAUCAGCAUAAUCAACAUCACCAUAAAGUGAUUCUCUCGCCAUUUUCUUCCAUCAUUUUUACCAACUUAUUAAAGAAUAAUGAUUUCUAACCCA